AUGAGGACUUUAAAUGCUUUUGGCAUCUACUCAAGUGCUGGUAGUCGUAAAGGUUCAGUUCAAAGUUCAGAACACUAUCGUUUCUAUCAAAAGUUAGUUAAGCUUUCAAGUGUAGGAAAUGGUGUUGGCAGACAAGUACACGAAUCAUUGGUUGUUUCUAAUGUUGUUGAACUAUUUAAGCUUGUAUUUUUUAGCAUAUCUACAUCACCACAAUUUCUAAAUUUGCUCUCAGAAACUCUGCAUCGUUAUUUAGAGCACGAUUUGUUUGCAGCUUUUAGCUAUCUUAGAGAUCGAAAAAUUAUGAUUGGUGGUACUUGCGGUCAACCUUUUGUACUUUCUCAACAGUUCUUGCACAGUAUUCCUAAGUCUCUAUUUACUUGCAAUACAGGCAAGAGAGCAGCUAAUUUUUCUGCUUGGAUUCGCGUAAGACAAAAUGAUCUUAUGGAAGGGGGAAUUAAUCUGACUACCGAUUUGCAAUGUGGUGAUAUUUUCCAUUUGUUUUCUCUGGUUUUUUCUGGUGAACUUUCUUUUUCCCCAUGCUUACCAGAUGAAGGUGUUGGAGAAGCUGAAGACUUGAGAAGCUUCAAACGUAGAGCUGAGGAUAAUGAAUUAUGUGAUGCAGAUAAGGCUAAGAAAUUAAAAUCCGUUGCAGAAGGUCAAUUUGUUUCACGAAGAGAAAAGGGCUUUCUUGGAAUCAUGGUAUCUGUGUGUCGCACAGAAUUUCCAACAACCACUGCUUUAGAAUUGUUCACGGAUAAAGAGACGUUCAACUCUAAGCUUCUGAAUGAAGAAAGUUCACCCAAUUUGAACCAUAUGAGGGAAAUGCUUGUGUUCAGUAAUAAUGUCACCGUAGCAUUGAAGUCUAGUGAGUCACCUUGGGAAGCAAUGGCUAGUUACACCGAACAUAUGUUGUCAAAUCCUUCUGAUGAAGGACAAGGUGGUCACUUUGAUGCUGAGAUCAUCAAGGCUGUUUGCACUGAGAUUCAGAAGGCUGGUGACCAAGGUCUGAGCAUAGAAGAUAUUUAUAAUCUUGUCAAAAUGCCAGGAGAAAAGACACCUGAAAUUAUCAUUGAUACACUCCAAGCAUUUGGAAGACCUAUAAAGGUCAAUGCUUAUGACUCUGUUCGUGUUGUUGAUGCUUUAUACCACUCCAAGUAUUCUCUAGCCACAAUUUCUUGUUUCAAUCAAGAUCCUAAACAACCUUUGUCACUAACAACUUGCAUAACUGUUGGUCAUGCACACAAAGGUACUAUUCUUAAUCUUCCUGAAGAGCAUGCUUUACCUUCCAAUGAAAUUCCUACUAGUACCAAUGCAAAUGAAAGCUGCAUGUACGAUAAAGUUGGCUUAUCAAAAUGGGAUGAUGGGGAUGUGACCAUCAACAAAUCGGUCUACAAUGGGCUUGUACGUCGUGUUCUUGGCACAGUGAUGCAAAAUCCUGGGAUAUUGGAGAGCUGUAUGCUUAACAAUGGAAGUUGCUCAUCACAAACAGAAUAG
Messenger RNA from Hibiscus syriacus, 1494 nucleotides. RefSeq lists its product as uncharacterized. Gene Ontology annotation, cellular component: transcription factor TFIIIC complex. Gene Ontology annotation, molecular function: DNA binding. The transcript is spliced from 7 exons. The record is from RefSeq and is a predicted model, not a curated record. Gene Ontology annotation, biological process: transcription initiation at RNA polymerase III promoter; 5S class rRNA transcription by RNA polymerase III. NCBI's taxonomy places the organism in Eukaryota, Viridiplantae, Streptophyta, Magnoliopsida, Malvales, Malvaceae. Bases 1 to 1494 code for a protein of 497 amino acids.